UACGAUGGUGUUAAUAAAACUCCUCACAUUACAACUAAACAACAGCCUGGGAAAUUUGUCCUGCAUAUUAAAAAAACUGAGCUUAGCGAUACUGGGCUUUAUUACUGUAUAAAUGUAGACCAACUUCACAUGACAUUAUUGAAAGGAAUAUUUCUGAGGAUUGAAGGUAAAUAAAAGUCAGCAAUCAAAGGAUUUACAUGUCUAAAUGUUAUCAUCAGUUAAUCUGUUUACAUUCAACACUAUUUAUUACAGCAGGUUUCUAUAUCCAUAGUUUAUAGAAAAGUGUUUUUGUAUAUAUAUAUAUGAAUAUGUGUAACUGUAAAGUAUGUUCAUCAUUUGUAUUUUCAAUUCCCCAGGACCAAAACCUGACAUCACAGCCAUCAUUCAAGACUUUCCAUCUGAUCCAGUCCGUCCAGGAGACUCUGUGAAUCUCCAGUGUUCAGUCUUCUCUGGCUCAGAGACUAAAACAUGUCUAGAAGAACACAACGUGUACUGGUUCAGAACUGGAUCAAAUGAAUCUCAUCCCAGUUUUAUUUAUGCUCAUGGAAACAGUGCUGAUGAAUGUGAAAAGAGUCCUGAGGCUCGUUCUCCACAGAAAUGUGUCUACAGCUUCUCCAAGAAGGUCCGCUCCUCUGAUGCUGGGACUUAUUACUGUGCUGUGGCCACAUGUGGGGAGAUAUUAUUUGGAAAUGGAACAAAACUGGACAUUGAAGAUUCAGUCGUCAGCAGGUGUGAUUUACAGAAGGCUAAUACAGUUAUCGUUCUGCUGUGUGCUGUGUUGGCCAUAAGUCUGGUUGUAACAGCCUUCCUCAUUCUGACCAUCAAGAAAAAAUCAUGUGAUUGUUGUAACGCUGCCGCUGCUCUGCAAACACGUUCUGAAACAACCAGUGAUAUUGAACAGAUAUAUGAGGACUUGUUGGUUUAUUCUGCACCAACCAAGAAGACGACCGGCAAAACAGGGAAAAGGAACACAAUGGCAGCGAAGGAAAAUUGUGUCUACACGAAUGUUUACUACUUACUUAAAAAACAGAAAUGAAUUUUAUAAUUAAACAUUUUGGGACAGUCUAUCACUGCUUUUUACAUUUUGUUUAAUUUUUGUGCAUCUUUUUUUCAUCACAUUCCUCAAAGAAGCUUGUGAAGAUUCAUCUUAAAUGAGUCAUGAGGACGAUUUCCUAUUCGCCUCCUUAUCUGAUCUGCAUUUUUAAGGUUUGAAUGAUUCCCCUUUACCCACAUCUAUUAUCAAUGCCAU
Scomber scombrus (Atlantic mackerel) is the source of this 1249-nucleotide messenger RNA. RefSeq names its product T-cell surface glycoprotein CD8 beta chain-like. The coding region runs from base 326 to 1036 and encodes 236 amino acids. Gene Ontology annotation, biological process: response to bacterium. The record is from RefSeq and is a predicted model, not a curated record. Lineage: Eukaryota; Metazoa; Chordata; Actinopteri; Scombriformes; Scombridae. The transcript has 4 exons.